AUGUGGGAAACUGUUUUCUGCAGUGUAUCGGAGUUUGAUUUGUCAGAGCUCGAGAGCCUUUUUCCAGCAGCCGUACCAAAAACGGAUAACACCUCCAAAACCGACAGAAGAAAAUCUCUUGGAUCAAAGCCAGAGAAAGUUCAGCUGAUUGAGUUGAGGAGGGCAAACAACACGGAGAUCAUGCUUACAAAAGUGAAGAUGCCGCUGCCAGACUUGGUGAGUGCGGCACUGGCACUUGAUCAGUCUACCUUGGAUGUUGAUCAAGUGGAGAAUCUCAUAAAGUUCUGUCCUACGAAAGAGGAAAUGGAGCUUCUUAAGAACUACACCGGAGACAAGCAACUUCUUGGGAAAUGUGAACUGUUCUUCCUAGAACUGAUGAAAGUCCCACGAAUGGAGUCAAAACUGAGAGUAUUCUCCUUCAAGAUCCAGUUUGGUUCACAAGUCGCAGAUCUUGGGAAAAGUUUGAAAACCAUAGACUCUUCAUGUAAUGAGAUCCGAAGUUCUCUCAAGUUGAAGGAAAUAAUGAAGAAAAUACUGCUCCUUGGAAAUACGUUGAACCAGGGAACUGCUAGAGGUGCUGCAGUUGGCUUCCGGUUGGAUAGUUUGCUAAAACUUACAGAUACCCGGGCAACAAACAAUAAGAUGACAUUAAUGCACUACCUCUGCAAGGUGCUUGCUGCAAAAUCACCACAGCUUUUGAACUUCCAUGUGGAUCUUGUUAGUUUAGAAGCUACAUCAAAGAUACAACUGAAAAUGUUAGCAGAAGAAAUGCAAGCAGUCAGUAAAGGGCUGGAAAAAGUUGAGCACGAGUUUAAAGCUUCAGAAAGUGAUGGUCCAGUGUCAGAAAUUUUCCGUGAGAAACUGAAAGAGUUCACUGAUAAUGCUGGAGCAGAUGUGCAGUCAUUGUCUUCAUUGUUCUCUGAAGUGGGAAAAAAGGCUGAUCAAUUGAUCAAAUAUUUUGGUGAGGAUCCUGUCCGUUGCCCAUUUGAGCAAGUUAUGUCUACCCUGUUGACAUUUGUAACAAUGUUCCGGAAAGCACACGAGGAGAAUAUCAAGCAAGCCGAGCUUGAGAAGAAAAAAGCUCAAAAAGAGGCAGAAGCAGAGAAGUCUAAGAAUGCUCAGUUGGCCAGUAAAAAUGACUCGAAAGCAUCGAAUCCAAGCCGACAAGCGAAACAAACGUUAGAGAAAACAAGAUCUACAAGUAGGCGAGGAAAAGAUGGUGGGUGA
Molecule: messenger RNA, 1227 nt
Organism: Triticum turgidum subsp. durum (durum wheat)
Lineage: Eukaryota; Viridiplantae; Streptophyta; Magnoliopsida; Poales; Poaceae
Source: the annotation of a GenBank genome assembly